Fragaria vesca subsp. vesca is the source of this 2259-nucleotide messenger RNA. Its product is annotated as proline-rich receptor-like protein kinase PERK1-like. Gene Ontology annotation, biological process: protein phosphorylation. Gene Ontology annotation, molecular function: protein kinase activity; ATP binding. The transcript is spliced from 8 exons. The coding region runs from base 1 to 1989 and encodes 662 amino acids. Lineage: Eukaryota; Viridiplantae; Streptophyta; Magnoliopsida; Rosales; Rosaceae. The record is from RefSeq and is a predicted model, not a curated record.
AUGUCCACAGCUCCGUCGCCGGCGACGCCGCCGACCAACACCACCUCCCCGCCGCCGCCCACCCCCGCCGCCCCGGCCCCCACCACCCCAACCGCUCCACCUCCCACAACCCCCGCCGCUCCGCCGCCGACCACCCCCAGCGCACCGCCGCCGACCACCCCGGCGUCGUCGCCACCGCCGCCGUCAAAGACUCCACCUUCACCUUCACCACCAGCGCCAACCACUCCAGCUCCGACCUCACCGGGAUCCUCUCCGCCGCCGCCAACAACCCCGACAGUCUCCUCUCCGCCACCGCCUAAAACGCCGUCGACGCCAACCACUACCAAGAGCCCUCCGCCGCCGAAAUCGCCUUCGACGUCGCCGUCGUCGUCUUCGUCGGGAAUGGACACCGGGGUCAUAGUCGGAAUCGCUAUCGGCGCGGUGGCGAUUCUAGUGGUGCUCAGUCUUUGCUGCAUUUUCUGCUCCAAGAAGAAGAAGAGAAGAAGAGAGGAGCCUGUGUACUAUGUGCCUCCGCCGCCGCCUCCUACCGGCCCUAAAGGUGAAAUUUACUAUGGUCCACCGCGCCCGUAUCAAGGAGCUCCUCCACCACCUCCAGAUCAUGUAAUCACAAUGCCGAAGCCGCCUUCUGCACAAGCACAAGCUGUAGCAUCCAGGCCACCACCUCACUCUCCAGGACGAUACACGCCACCACCACAACCUUACAGCAGUGGGGGUUCUGGUUCUAAUUAUUCAGGGCCUGAAACUCCGCUUCCACCUCCUCCACCACCAGGGUAUUCGUUGGGAUUCUCUAAAAGCACGUUUACUUAUGAGGAACUGGCUUUGGCAACGGAAGGGUUCUCGGAUUCCAAUUUACUUGGACAAGGUGGGUUUGGGUAUGUUCACAAAGGAGUUCUUCCUAAUGGGAAGGAAGUAGCGGUCAAGCAGUUGAAGGCUGGAAGUGGGCAAGGGGAGCGUGAAUUCCAGGCGGAAGUUGAAAUUAUUAGCCGUGUACAUCACAGACAUCUUGUUUCACUGGUUGGAUACUGCAUGACUGGAUCGGAAAGACUACUUGUCUAUGAAUUUGUUCCAAAUAACACUAUGGAGUUCCACUUGCAUGGAAAAGGGAGACCUACCAUGGAUUGGCCCACAAGACUGAAAAUUGCAUUAGGAUCUGCAAAAGGACUGGCAUAUCUUCAUGAGGAUUGUCAUCCUAAAAUCAUUCACCGUGAUAUCAAAGCAGCUAAUAUACUUUUGGAUUUCAAGUUUGAAUGCAAGGUUGCAGAUUUUGGUCUUGCCAAGCUUUCUUCUGAUCUUAAUACUCAUGUUUCCACCCGAGUGAUGGGGACUUUUGGGUAUCUAGCUCCAGAAUAUGCAUCUAGUGGAAAACUCACAGACAAGUCAGAUGUUUUCUCCUACGGGGUUAUGCUUCUGGAGUUGGUUACUGGACGCCGCCCUGUUGAUGCAUCUCAAACUUACAUGGAUGAUAGUUUGGUAGAGUGGGCAAGGCCCCUUCUCACUCGAGCUUUGGAAUCAGAUGACUUUGAUGAACUGGUUGAUCCUAGACUGCGGAAUAGUUACGACCACAACGAGAUGGCUCGUAUGGUUGCUUGUGCUGCAGCUUGUGUACGGCAUUCUGCAAGGCGUCGACCACGGAUGAGUCAGGUUGUCCGUGCUUUAGAGGGAGAUGUGUCUCUGUCCGAUUUGAAUGAAGGAAUCAGGCCUGGGCACAGCAGUCUCUACAGUUCUCAUGGAAGCUCUGACUUUGACUCAAGGCCCUAUGACACAAAGCAACGCAACCUGGACUUGAUAAACCACAGGAAGAUGGCAUUGGAAAGCCAGGAGUAUGGCGCUAGUAGCGAGUACAGUGGUGGUCGCACCACCAGCGAGUAUGGUUUAAACCCAUCUGGUUCAAGCAGUGAAGGCCAACGAACCCGGGAAACCACCCAAGAAAUGGAAUUGGGAAAGAUGAAUAAGAACAAUCGAGGUUACAGUGGAAGCUCCGAGUAUUAACACAGACGAUGCACCAAUUUUCUUGUAAAAAGCUACCAACCCUCUCCCCCAAUAUUCUGACACUCCUAAAUGGCCAUCAUUUCAUCGACAGGGAUUUAUUUGCACAACUAUGUCUAUUAUUGAUUAUUUUUUUUCAUCUUCCUAGUUAGCCGGUGUUUACCAUUGCCUUCACAAGAGUCGUAUAACUGAACUUGUCCAAUUCUUUUAUUCUUUGCUUAAUCUUUGAAUGAAUACAGUUGUGCUCAACUUGUUUAGCAUUACAUUAUUGCC